Molecule: messenger RNA, 1668 nt
Organism: Vombatus ursinus (common wombat)
Lineage: Eukaryota; Metazoa; Chordata; Mammalia; Diprotodontia; Vombatidae
Product: interferon-inducible protein AIM2-like
Exons: 8
Coding region: 235-1374 (379 amino acids)
Biological process (GO): activation of innate immune response; cellular response to interferon-beta
Cellular component (GO): AIM2 inflammasome complex
Molecular function (GO): double-stranded DNA binding
Source: RefSeq, a predicted model, not a curated record
ACACAUAAAGGCCCGCUUCCUCUAGCUGCUUCCUUAGAUCCCGAGCCUAACAGAGCUCUGCUCAAAGGUUGUAGCUGAUUAAAACAACAAAGACCUGAGAAGAAGCAGUUACAGCCUCUGAUAUCACUUGCCACCCUGGGUCUACAGCUAUAUCAUUCAUCAAGCGAUUGCAUUAUUGACAACAGAAGUAAGAAAUAGAGGCAUACAUUCUGCUCACAGCCUGAAUCUGCAGAGAUGUCAUCAAGACUAAAUCCAACUGAUGUGAUGAAGGGUUGUUUUUCGAAAAUUGUGCUAGACUCAUUUGAAGAGCUAGAUCCUGAAGAGUUUAAAAGAUGUAAAUUCUUUCUAAAGGGUGGAAAUCACAUAACCAGGAAGCAAGACAAAGCUGAUCGAACUGAAUUAGCUGACUAUAUGGUAGAAACAUUUGGUGCUCUCUCUGCUCUAAACAAGAUCAUUAAAGUAUUCAAGGUCAUGAAUCUUAAUGAAGUUGCUCAGACCCUUCAAGAAGAAAAAGCCAAAGUUGAGAAGAAAUACAAUAAGAAAAAAGAGAAGAAACCAGUGACAAGAAACAAUCAGGCUCAAAUGAGAAGAUCAGCUUCUAAUGGCAACAACACUGGUAACCCUCAGCUGACCAAGAAAGAUAACCUGAAACCCACCAAUGAGUCAAAGAAGAAUCAUGUUGCUAAGAAACGAAAAGCAACAACUGAAGAGAAGCAAGAAAGUAAGAAAAUGAAGACAUCCCAGGAAUCCUUUCAGAAAACAGAACCAGAAGCUGGAAGAGAAGAGUGUAUCCAGACUACAUCUAUGGUAGUGAAGGUGCUCAAAGUGACCCAGACAUUUGAGUAUUAUACCCUUGAAGAGCAGAAGCAGAUGUUUUAUGCUACUGUGGCAAAUGAGCAUGAAUUUAUCAGAGUGAAGGUUUUCAACAUGAGUGUCAAGGAGCACUUCAACAAAAAUAAGGUCAUUGAGAUAUCAAAAGGUUAUUGGAAAAAAGGUUUCCUGGAAGUAAACAAAUGCUCCAAGGUGCAAGAUGUGUGUACUAAUAAAGAGAUCAUAGUCCCCAAAAACAUCAAAAGAAGAGCAGGUAAAACCACAAAAAUCCAAAUGCUUCAAAAACAAAAACAAGGAAGCUAUGUGGAUGGUGUUUAUGAGAUCAAUAAGAAAACUGAAUCGGAGAAACGUACACUCUUUGAAGUGAAGGACAACACAGGAAAAAUUGAAGUGGUAAUGUUUGGCAAAUGGGCCAAAACAAAGUGUGAGAUAGGAGACAAACUUCGACUCAUCUGCUUUGAGCUAUCUUCUUGGAACGAUACACUGCAACUGAAAUCUGUAACUCAUAGUUACGUCCAGGUCAUCAAGUCUAAGAAAAAUUAGAAAGACAGGUCAAGAGAGACCAACUUGCCCCUCUUCUGACAACUGGACCUUUCAGAUGGUAUCAGAUGCUAUUGCUGCAAACACCAGAGCUCAGUAAAUAUUUUUUAAUAACAUGCUGAGUGUGAAACAUGGGGCAGGGCCCCAGUUUGGUCCUACUUCCAUUGCUUAAUUAGUUGUGUGACCUUGCACAAGUUAUAUUGCUUUUAAUAUCAGAGGUUUUUUUAGUUAAUUUUUUUUUCAAAUGAUAAACACUUAUUUUCUCUGCCUCCCAUUGCCCUCCCUCCCCCACAUUGA